CAUUUUAAUUUUCUGUAUUAUCUUCUUUUUCAGCUUUUAGAUGAACUUCCAAUGAUAUGGGGAUCUGCCUUUUUAGUUUAUAACGUAUUAAUGGUGGAACAACCUCCAAAUAAGUCUAAUGUACCACUUCAGAUUGUCCUGUUCCUCUACUGUGGUGUUGUUACAGUUGUUUACAUGUUGUGUAACUAUCCUGUGUUUUUUCAAACUGCCUAUGCCAUAAUGGUUUUAAGCCUGGUUGUGUCUUGUGUAAGACUUAUCAGGAAUUUAAAAAAGUGCAAUAAGAAAUUGUUUUUAACAGGAGUAGCAUCAUAUGCCUUUGGAUUUUUCUUGUGGAAUGUAGAUAAUGGAUUCUGUGGAUCAUUACAAUCAUUACGAAAUGUACUAGGUCCCUUAUCACCAUUCCUGGAACUUCAUGCCUGGUGGCAUUUACUGGCAGGGCUGGGAACAUACCUUGGUUUAGUGUUCAUUGCUGACUUAAGAUGUUCUGUUUUGGGACAAAAGGCUAGAGUCAAGGUAAGUGAAAAAAUUGUGAAGCCAAUAAAAAUGUCACAUAACAUAUGUGAGGCCGAGUGA
Messenger RNA from Mercenaria mercenaria, 573 nucleotides. Its product is annotated as alkaline ceramidase 3-like. Lineage: Eukaryota; Metazoa; Mollusca; Bivalvia; Venerida; Veneridae. The transcript has 7 exons. Gene Ontology annotation, biological process: ceramide metabolic process. Gene Ontology annotation, cellular component: endoplasmic reticulum membrane. Bases 52 to 573 code for a protein of 173 amino acids. The record is from RefSeq and is a predicted model, not a curated record.